AUGCGCUCAAAACGUGGGAAAAAAUUCCAGCAGACGCCUUUCAACCUCUUCGGCCUUCCUGUGGAGCUCCAGAUUAUAAUCUUCAAGUUCACUCUCCAGGAUCCGACCCUCUGGGAUCGCCAUCAUCGGGAUGGAUGCAAUCUCCGUCCCACCGAAGAGGGUGUCAUUGAGCAUCCGCCUUGGAUCUGGCAUCGCCCCAUUAUCGGUGCUGUACGAUCCGAACACACCAAAAAGACAGGUACUGCUUUAUGCUCGUAUCCCGUAUCCUAUACUCUCGUCAACACAUGGAAGUUCUGCAACUGCGCCAAGCGUUCUGGCAUCAGCCUCUUGCGCACAAACUGUUAUGCGUUCAGCGUCGCCGCGCCGUUGUUCUGGUCGAAAGCCAGGUUCUGCUUCUUCGAUGCCGCCGAGUUUGCUGCCUGCGUGGCAGCCACAUCGUCCCGUACGCGUGCUCUGAUUCGCGACGUGAGCAUUGUUUCGAGUGAGUCUUGGCGUAUGCGCGACAUGCGAGUGUGCAUACAAAAUAUGGGAGCCAGCAUGGAUGGUCGUGCAGACAAAAGCUUCUACUUGUACUCCAAGCUUGUCUUCCGGAACGCCUUGAAGCAUCUGCCAGGGUUGGAGCACCUAGCCGUCCCGUCCGAUUUCGUCUACUUUUUCACUCGCACGAACCAGUUGGGAGAGUACGAAAUAACCGAUACUCUCAUGGACCUUCUGCAGCUGAGGUUUCUCGAAUUAACGCAGAUGAGACUUUUUGGCGGAUCUUCGAAUCUACGGCAGUACAUGCUCGAUGAUAGAGUCGAUUUCUGGGCCGCACUCUACCGCAACAGGGGGUGGGCUUCUUUCGUUGCCUAUUCGCGGCGCUUUGACGUACGAGGAUCAGUGGCUGCAAUGCACAUGAUGUUGCGUCCCCUGUAUUCAGAUUAUGGGAUCGUAGAUAUGAUCUAUUUGGACCUUUUGACGGUUGGCCUAAGGUGCUGGGAGACGACAGCCUCCGGCUCGCACCGCAUGCCGACCUCGUCGGCGGCUGCAAAACUAUGGCCGUCCAGCUCUCGAAUAACAUGA
Messenger RNA from Akanthomyces muscarius, 1062 nucleotides. RefSeq lists its product as uncharacterized. The transcript has a single exon. Lineage: Eukaryota; Fungi; Ascomycota; Sordariomycetes; Hypocreales; Cordycipitaceae. The record is from RefSeq and is a predicted model, not a curated record. The coding region runs from base 1 to 1062 and encodes 353 amino acids.